UGUUUGAUCUUGACUUCUCUGAUCCUCUCCUUCUUCCAGUGUUCCUCUCUUAUCUCCUGAUAAGGUAUUUGAUGUGGAGACACUCUGCACAUGCUCAGUUUGUUUUCUAUUGCUAGAGAGAGUGCAUGUGAUCAGCACAGGCUGAAACUGCACUGUCCAGACAGAGUUCAUAGAUUCUGCAUCCUCAUAGAGCAGAAAGAAAACUCCUCCUACAAGUUUUAACAUGUGCUCUGCUGAACACUGACAGAAGUCACAAGACUGCUCCAACUGCUGAUGAGAAAAGGUAUUUAGCACUUUAUAUUUACUAA
This is a messenger RNA of Staurois parvus, 308 nucleotides long. The record is from the annotation of a GenBank genome assembly. NCBI's taxonomy places the organism in Eukaryota, Metazoa, Chordata, Amphibia, Anura, Ranidae.